Fonsecaea nubica is the source of this 1284-nucleotide messenger RNA. RefSeq lists its product as hypothetical. Gene Ontology annotation, biological process: transmembrane transport; sulfite transmembrane transport. The coding region runs from base 1 to 1284 and encodes 427 amino acids. Gene Ontology annotation, cellular component: plasma membrane. Gene Ontology annotation, molecular function: sulfite transmembrane transporter activity. NCBI's taxonomy places the organism in Eukaryota, Fungi, Ascomycota, Eurotiomycetes, Chaetothyriales, Herpotrichiellaceae. The record is from RefSeq and is a predicted model, not a curated record. The transcript has 2 exons.
AUGGAGCCAAAGAGCAGCAGAGAUGACGGCCCCCGGCCUCAGUGCACGGGCACCUACGACGACGACGAGGAACAGAAUCCCGACAUGAUCUACAACGGGCCUUUGACUCGAAGCGCUUUCCGGGCUUUGGUCCAAGACUUUAGUCCCAUAUGGUUCACCUGGUGCAUGAAUGCCGGCGUCAUCGCAACUCUCCUUCACCAGCUGCCAUAUCAGUUUCGGGGACUUCGUGUGCUCUCAACGAUUGCAUUCAUGAUCGACCUGGUCCUCUACCUUGUCUUUUCAGUCAUUUACAUUCUACACUUUCUCAUGUACAGACAACGAGCGUACAAGGAACUCAUCGACAACACGUUGGAGCUGUGUCUGUUCCCCUGCUGGUCCAUUGCCUUCAUGACGCUGGUGUCUUUCGUCACCCUCACCGUGAGCGAAGCACCCUGGGGAGGCCACCCCUUCACCGUCGUGGCCUGUGUCAUGUGGUGGAUCGCAGCGACGUGGAGCUUUGGCAUGUUGCUGUUCGUCUUCUCCAACCUGAUCCAGCAGCACACCAUCUUCGACCGCUAUCUCCCGACUCUCGUCAUCAUCCCCGCCGUCGGAGUCGCCACGUUAGCAGCCGUUGGGGGCGUCUUCGCUUGCUUCGCCCACAAUGUCUCUGCAGGACUCGCCGUCCCCGUCAUCAUCAUGUCCCUGUGCGCUGUCGGGGUAGGGAUCUUCCUCGGCAUGAUCCUGUACACCUACCUCUUUCAACAGCUGCUAGCCAAAGGGUGGCCCGCGCCCCCAAUGACCGCCACCCUGUUCAUCCUCGUCGGACCCAUGGGCCAGUCGGCCGCGGCCCUGCAACUGCUGGGCUCGGCCGCCAGCAGCCACGGAAUGUUUGGCGGGUACCACCGCGGGUUCUUCCUGACCGAGUCAGCCGCCGCGUCGAUGCAAGCGACCUGCAUCUUCCUAGCGCUGCUAAUGACAGGCCUCGGCGCGGUGUGGCUAGGCUUCGCCCUCGUCGCCAUGGCACACCGCAUCGCGAAUAAAGACCUCAUCUGGGCCCCGACCUGGAACGCCAUCAUUUUCCCCACGGGCACGCUCACGACCGCGACCCUGCUGCUCGGCACCGAUCUCGACUCGGCGUUUUUCAAGAUCGUCACCGUCAUUCAGCUCAUCUUCCUCAUUUUGGUGUUCUUCAUCAAUGCUGCUUUUACAUUGUUCAAGAUUUGGAGGGGCGAACUCCUCAUCGUCAGAGAAGAUCCCCGCCUUAAACAGCAGGCGAUGGCGGGGGAGAAACCAAAAGCUACAUAG